This is a messenger RNA of Boleophthalmus pectinirostris (great blue-spotted mudskipper), 759 nucleotides long. Its product is annotated as THAP domain-containing protein 5-like. Bases 307 to 759 code for a protein of 150 amino acids. The record is from RefSeq and is a predicted model, not a curated record. NCBI's taxonomy places the organism in Eukaryota, Metazoa, Chordata, Actinopteri, Gobiiformes, Gobiidae. The transcript has 4 exons.
CCGACUUCCUGUGUAAUGCUAACGUAAAUCUCACCGGGAAAAGUUAAUUUAUUCAUGUUUUAACUAAAUAUUUACACCGCACUAAACAUUUUAUAUGCUGUAAAUUUACUCCGAAUAUUUAAUUAGCUAUAUGCAGUGACUUAACUUAAAAAUACAGCAAAAAUUCCGAAUAAAUCAGCGGUUUAUUGUGAAAGCUCGGACCGGAUGCUAGCGUGUUUCUGUUGCUAAAUGCUAACGCUGCUACUUCGACCUAAACUCUUCAAUUAUUGUGAUUUUUGGGCUCGAUUCUCGGGAAUAAAAGUCUAAAUGGGGAGAUAUAAAUGCUGUGCGGAUAACUGUGAAAGUUCCAGUGAGUCGGACAUCAAAUUCUUCAAGUUUCCUCUGUAUAACCCGAGGAAGCUGCGGCGCUGGUUGGGGAGUAUGGGUCGUGAGGACUGGACUCCGUCGAGGUUUUCGGUUUUGUGCAUCCUUCAUUUUGAGGAGAAACAUCUGGACCGAACGGGAAAGUGCAUCACCCUGAGAGAGGACGCCGUGCCCACGGUGUUCAGCCCGCGCCCGCAGGGGCAGGGGCAGGAGCGGCAGGAGCGGCAGGAGCGGCAGGAGCGGCAGGAGCAGGGGCAGGAGCAAAGGUCUGAAAAUAAGGUUUCACAUGAAGCUUCUGUUUCUGCAGCAAAAAGUAAAAAGGGAAAACUGGAGGACGAGCGGCUCAGAGACUCUGAGCUCAUCCUGAGAAACUCCACCACAUUAAAACUCUUCUGA